CAUAGAUUCAAGGGUUUGCAGAAAUCGCAGAUAUAAUACAAUUGUUCGCCAUUCUUGGCCAAAGACGACCACUCCCGUUCAGCCACAGCCACCCGCCGAACGUCGGUGGCGGCACCUGUACUCCCCUUAGUCCGCGCCCACGACGCGAUGUACUCUUCAUGACCAGCCAUACCCAGUUAUUCUCUACGAUCUCUGCAGUAUGGCGAUCUACAACACGACGCGCUCCUUUGAGGAGCUCUUGGAGGCGCACGAGUCGUCUCCGCCCUCGUUCACCGUGAGGUUAUACCCGGACUUCUGGCAGUUGAACAACGGGUCCAAAUGUCUGUACAAUAACCAAAUGGCGUCCCUCCUAGACGAUAUCCGCGCGCAGCGGAUACCCGUGGACUUCCUGGAGUUGUUCGAUACCGCCAAACUUCCGUUCUACGAUGGAUGUAUGAUUGUGGAGGUUCAUGACUAUCGGCCACCGAAGGCCACCGACCAGACACUCGAAGAGCCUCAGAAGACCCGAGUAGUUCUGAGUCCAAAUCCUGAGACACUCUGGGCGGACAUAUGUUUAAUGAACCAGAAAGUGGGAAACGCUUGGACAGACAGGGAUGCCUUGGAGGUUGAGGCGCGCAUUCUCGUCACCACUGCUCCUCCCCUCUGCCUUGAUCCUGACCCCCAUCUCACCCGCGUGAUCAAUACCACCAUUAGAGCAUCUGUACCCACCGCGCCGUUGUCUCUUAAGCGCAAGGCAGCCGUCAUGGAGCAGGAGGAUCAGGAGACGGAGAAGGUCCGCAGGGCAAAACUCGCGCAAUAUAUGAACCCGAAGUACACGCGUCCAGCCGCGUCUGCGCCGAGUUUCCGCAUCUUGGAGGCCGUACAGAGGGUCAGGAUGCAGGAGGCUGCCUCUGCUCAAGCGAAGAAUCAGGCGGCUCAGGUGCCGGCAGCGACAGCUGCCCCGACCCCUGGGUAUGGAGCCCCUGCGGCUCCUGCUGCGCCAGCCCCAGCUGUUCCUUCGUCCUAUGGCCAACCACCAGUACCGAUCCCUCCAACAGUGCCCACUUCCAUCCCUGUCCCUCCACCCCCAGUUGCUGCCCCCGCGCAGCCUGUGGCUACUCAAGCCUCCGCGGAGGCAGCGAAAAGACUGAGGCUCGGCGAGGCUUCACAGCAGCCACCACAGGUGCCACGGACAUCAGCUACGCCAGUACAACAGGCCGGUCACGGGCCGUCUGCUAUUCCGCCUCAUCUACAAGCUCUUCAUGCCGCACAAUCGGCCCGCGGCACGCCUCCGCGGACAUCACAGUCACCUCAUCCUCCGCCGAACGGCGCCUCCACUUCUCAGACACCGCCUGGCGCAGAUGCACGUCCACCAUCUGCCAUGCAGCGGCCACCUUCCCAACCGACUCACAUCGCGGCGACGCCACGCCCACCAAGCGCGCAUCCUGCCGCCGCACAGCCGAUCCAUGCGCCGUAUCAGGGACAUCCACAACAAGUCGCUACUGCGAACCUAAUGGCCCAGAAUCUCCUGCUGAAGAAGAAGAAUCAACAGCAGGCUGCGGCUGCCGCCGCAGCAGCAGCCAACGGCUCAGCGGCUGGCGCUUUCCCGCAAGGCGCGCAACCCAGCGUACACCCUCAGGGCCAGGCAGCUCUUCCGUACAUUCAGUACUAUGCGCCGUACCAGAAUGCUGCUCAGCAGCGGUUGAACCAGCCUGGUCAAAGUGCUACACCGGUCAACAACCGUAGCCCGAUGAGUCAGGGGUCGACGCCUCAGCAUAGCAGCCCACUGGCGGCGUCACAGCGGCUCACUACCCGGUCACCAAUGCCUGCGAAUACACCGCAAGCACAAGCACAGGCUCAAGCGCAGGCUCAGGCUCAGGCUCAGGCGCAGGCGCAGGCGCAGGUGCAGGCUCAAACACAACCCCAGGCGCAAGCACAACCAGGUCAACCGGCUGCACAGGGUAACUUCAAUUAUGCUGCGCUUCAGAGCCAAUACGCUGCGCAAUACCGCCCACCUGCACAGGGCCACGCACCUCAGCCUCAUAUGGUCGCACAUCCUCUCGCCAACGGCGGCGCUCAGGCGGGGGCAGCCCCGAAUCCGCAAACCACGCAACAGCAGCAAAUGCAGGCCGCCCAGCAGUACAUGGCUGCGCGAUAUCAGCAAAUGUACUAUCCUAUGCAGCCGGGCCAGAUUCCCGCUGCCUACUGGCAGAUGGGCCGUGGCGGUCCUGUUGCGAACGGGCAGGUGCAGAUGCCCAACAUCGCAGCGCACACCCAGCAGACGAACAAGGCUGUUCAGGGCGGGGUGCAGGGCUCAUGACGAAGGCAUCGGCGAGGAUUGGCGCAGUGUAUCUUUAUGUAUUUUUAGGUAGCGUAGAUGUAUCCCUCGACCCAUUGGCAUAAUGCUAUUUUACGUCCCGUCGUUAUUCUGGUUCAU
Messenger RNA from Rhodofomes roseus, 2416 nucleotides. RefSeq names its product Spt20 family-domain-containing protein. Gene Ontology annotation, cellular component: SAGA complex. Gene Ontology annotation, biological process: regulation of transcription by RNA polymerase II. The transcript is spliced from 6 exons. Bases 200 to 2299 code for a protein of 699 amino acids. Gene Ontology annotation, molecular function: transcription coregulator activity. Lineage: Eukaryota; Fungi; Basidiomycota; Agaricomycetes; Polyporales; Fomitopsidaceae. The record is from RefSeq and is a predicted model, not a curated record.